Molecule: messenger RNA, 3875 nt
Organism: Betta splendens (Siamese fighting fish)
Lineage: Eukaryota; Metazoa; Chordata; Actinopteri; Anabantiformes; Osphronemidae
Gene: vezt
Product: vezatin, adherens junctions transmembrane protein
Exons: 12
Coding region: 199-2658 (819 amino acids)
Biological process (GO): cell-cell adhesion
Cellular component (GO): plasma membrane
Molecular function (GO): myosin binding
Source: RefSeq, a predicted model, not a curated record
GGGGGCAGUGUAACGGGCGCGAGCGCCGCCUUGUCCCGCGUGAAGAAGCAAGAAGCGGUUUCAGCCGAGCAUUUUGGGAGUUGCUGUUUUAUGUGAAGUUUAGCAACCGGCUAUCUACCAAGUUGUUAACGGCGGUUUCUGCCUAUUCGCCUACAACCUCAGAAUGCUAAGCGGGCUGCGUUUAGAUGGCGGAGAGCAAUGACUGAAGAGUUUGAUGAAGAUGUGGUAUUUGAGAACUCCCCUCUUUUCCAGUACCUGCACGAUUUAGGGCACACAGACUUUGAGGCAUGUCCAACAGCGUCACAGGAGGAGGACUAUGGUGAACAGGAGGGAGAACUCGCCUGUCCAGACGGAGCUCCACGGAAGACGGGAGGGCGAUUGUGGAAACUGGCUGAGGCCUUGUGGAGAUGGAGCCCAGUUUACCAUGCGGCUGCUUCUCAGAGGCUGGAGCAGCAACUGGACUGUGUGUUCGGCCAGUACUCGGUGAGAUGCAUUCUGGACCAGGAUGUGCUGCUGCAGGAGGACGUGGAGCUGAUCGAACUGCUGGACCCCAGUCUGCUCACCCUCGGCUCCUCGCCGUCCGGUUCACCCAGUCGAGCGAGCACCUUCCCCAGACCGAGUCUCAUCGCCAGGCCUUCCCUCUGGGACAUGGCGGGGCUGGUGGGCCUGGCUUCGGUGCUGCUGGGUCUCUGCUUUGUCUCUGAUGGCCUGUGGUCCCUGGCUGCGGCCCCCUGGGGCCUGGUCCUUCUGGGCUGGGCGGGCUUGAGGGGGGUCAUGUUGUGGAGACACGGCCAGGUGCAGAGAGACGUCCACGCUCGAGCGACCCAGCUCCAGACUCUGGUCCACAACAGCAAGACUCUGACAGGGCUGUCUCGCAAAGCCCUGCGGCUGGUGCAGGAGACAGAGGUCAUCUCCAGAGGGUUCACCCUUUUGCUCGACAGGGUGAGUGCGGCCAGCUCCUUUAGCAGGGCCGGGCCGGGGUCUGUGCCCCGUGGCCAGCAGCUGAUCGGACUGAGGAAGGCCCUGUACCGGGCGCUCCGCUCGGCCUUUAGAGCCUCACGCAGAGCCACCUGUCACAUGCUCAAGGCGUUCCCUCUGAACUCUGAGAUCGACAACGUGACUAACUAUGUAUCCGCGGUGCCCCUGAAGGAGCUGGGCCUCGGCCUGGGGAUCGAGCACCUGGGUGAUGAGCAGGCCCAGGAGCUGACGGACGACUACAGCCUGCCUGCCCUGAAGAUGCUGUUCCAGCUGUGGGUGGGACAGAGCUCUGAAUGUUUUCGCCGCCUGGCCCUUCUCCUCUCACCUCGUCGGAUAGAAGAACCGGAGGACAUGGCGGUAAAGAGCGAAGCCUCCCCUCACCCUCCACCACCGCUCCACCGCUCCAUCGCCGCCGUGACCGAGCCGCUCCAUCACGCCCUCGCCAGCUGCCUCGGCGAAGUGCAGCGCAGCUACGACUUCCACAGACACUUUGAGACCCAGCCGAGAGCGACGGGCUCCGACAGGACCGGGCGAGCCAGGGAGAAAUGUAGAGAGCUCAACACACUGCACACCUCCAUCCGAAGCCUGCAGCUGCACCUCAAAACCCUGCUGAGCGAGAUGAUCAUCCUGGAGGACGACCUGGAGAAACUGAUGGUGUCCAGGGAACUGACAGAGUUGACGUGUGAGGGUUACCAGGACCUCAGUGACCGGCUGCACCAGCUGCAGCCACACAUGCAGGCCAGCGCCGGCUGCUGGGAGGACACCAUGAGCCAGGUGGAUCGCAUGCUGAGACGGGCCAAUACCUGCCCGGGUAACGCUGACGGUGUGGAGCAGUGUACUGCUCCUCUGUCUCCUGAGAUUCCUGCUCCUCCUCCAUCCUACCCCCUAAUCCUGGACAGAGACCCUGUGCCAGAAGAGCUGGAGUGGGAGGCCUACGUCUCUGACUCAGACUCUGACGGUGAAGGUAGAGGCUCCUGGACUGACAUGCUGUCACCGGAGGAGCGGGAACGUCAGCGGCGGGAGAAGGAGGAGUCCCGUCGCGUCCUGUCCGAGCUCAAAGCUGUCCUGGGUUUCCGCGCUUCAGAGGGGGAGAGGAUGAAGAGGAAGCAGCUGCUCUUCAAUGACCAAGCUGCUGUGGCACCCUCGGCUCGUACUGAGAGUUCAGAUCACACUGAGGAGCCAUCAGUAGAAACCAGUAAUGAGGAAAGAAACCACCUAUCAGAGAGCUCAGCAGGAAACGAUGAGGAAGGAAAGGAUGGCAGUGGGAGGCCUGACCUGUCCACAAAGCUGGUGACAGAGUUCAGCUGUGGUUUGGAAGCAGAGGGGGGGACGGAGGAGCUGGGACGCAGUUCAGUGUGCACCAGAGGAGGAGGGGGAGCAUCUGAGCUGCACCAAUACGACGGGGUCACGGAGGAGGGGCAGUCUCAUAAUGGCCUGGACUGCUUCCUGCUGCCUAAAGUCCCAGCUGUCUCCGUAAUGGACAGACUGACAGAGAUCCACGGUUCAGAGGCGCUGAGCUUCAGCGCCGCCCUCGCAGCGCAGGUGGCGGCACGUUCACAGUCGCUCAUCAACAUGGAGGAGCAGACGUUUGGAGACGAGGAGGAGGAGGAGGAGGAGGAGGAGGAGGAGAGCGACAGACGAACACCUGAGAUGGACUUGAAAUUAAACCCUCAGCUUUAACAGAGCACCGAGCGCAGACUGUAUUUAUGCCUGAUUGUCUUUCAUCAGUGAGUCUGUGUUGCAUCUCGACUGUUUCUGAUGUGGACAUGUUUCAAACUUACACCACCCUCCUCUCUAUCACUCAUCCGUCCAUGUUACUGUAAAUUACCUACAAUUCUUACCACUGUUUGUCUGUUCAAACUCAGGUACCAGAACCACUAAAACAAAAUGGGGCAGCGUUGAGAGAAUAGAUGCAAAAAAUUAUAUUAUUAAGAGGAUGGACUUAAUUCAUGGAACUGUGAACAGAAAACUGUUGUAACUGCAGCUUCCUCUGUAAAGGUGUGUUCAGAUAGAACCGAUAUGAUUAAUUGGAGCCUUGCAACAGUGGCACAAAGGGCGUGCUGACCAAGAAAAACCAAGUGAGUCGAUUUCAGUCAGUGUUGUCUUAACAGCAAUGACUGUGUUACAGACAAUCCAUUACCACAAAGUGAGGAGGUUUAUUGUAGGUCUGUAAAGUUUACCGCCGUACACCCAAGAUGAAAAGUAGCAACACACUGUAUGAAAACACAAUGUCAAAAGGUAUUUUAUUUGAUGAGGGCUGUGCCUACAUAUGCUAACCAUCUGAACAACAUGUUUGGUUCAGAUUGGACCCAACUCAAAGGUCAACCUGAUUCAGACCUUUCAGUUAGUGUUGGUUAUCUUUACACACCUGCCCCCCCCCAUGACGUUCUACCUGAAAGCACCUAGAGCAGAACUAACUCCUCUGACCUUAAUCCCUACAUAGAAACAUGCAGGAGAGGAAGUGUAAGCCUAUUCUUACGGUGAGGGCUUUAUUUGAUGUCAGUUACAAGAUAUAACUUUGUAACUGGGACACCUAUGUGAAUGUACUAGUACUGUGCGUGGUGCUUUUCAUAAAGACUUAAACAAUCCCAGUGUGAGACAAACUCAGACGAGAGCUAAGGACACAUUGACACACAAAAGCAUUGAACUGUGCUGCUGUGAAGAUAAAAUUCAGACGUGUGGGGUAAUUGAAGAGGAGGUUGAUUUCCUCCCACUUGAGGGCAAUCUGUAACUAUAUGUCUCGUAUGAAGCUGCUGUCAGACAGCCCUGAUGUAUGCCUUCACCUUCCAUGUCUGUCCUGUCACCAUGUCUGCCUUGACCUGCCCCUGUCCCUCAGGGUGAGGUCUACCCCUUCCUGCAUUUCCACCAUGAAAUAAAAUAGCACUCUGUUCGGUGUA